AUGUACUACUCUCCAAUAACCCCUGAUACAUCCCUCCGACCAAUUACCCCUGAUAUGAGCUCGGCGUCGAUUCGAGACUCCAUGGUCAGUUCCUCGAGCAGAAGCACCAGUGUCACCGACAUCCCUGCGACAGACCCCACACCGCGGAGACAUGAGGGUUUCUGGAUGUACGACGGCUCGAUCGUGCUACAAGUACAGAAUACGUUGUUUCGUGUCCACCAGACGAUUCUCGCCACGCACUCGGAGGUAUUCGCCACACUGUUCACCGUCCCACAGCCUGAGGGGGAGGACAUGAUCGAUGGAUGCCACGUCGUGGAAUUGCACGACGAUGAGAAGGAUUUCGAGGACCUUCUGGCGGCGGUAUACCGCCCAGAUCACUUCGACACCCUUCCGCUAGACGCUGAUCUAGACACACUCAUGACAUUCAUUGGUGGCAUCUUGCGGUUAUCAACGAAAUACGUCAUUCGAUACCUUCGACAACGGUGCAUCGCCCUACUCCUUGCCAAACUCCCACCGACGUUCGAGGCCUAUGAGGCGAAAUCCGCACUGACCUCCCCGCCGGGCCAUACUCCCGCAGAGCGUUACCGCUCUGACACCGUCAUGCGAGCUAUCAGACUCGCCCAAGACAGCAACGUCCUUGAGGCUCUCCCUUACGCCUACUAUUGUGUCUCUCGCUUUCCUCACAAACGACUUCUCAAGGAUCGCCCAGGAGAUAUCUCGUGGCGAGACAAGACCGUCUGCCUCGUCGGGCGCGAGCGGUUGAACUGGGCGCAGAUGUCCAUGUCGCACUCAUUCCUGCUCGUGUUUCACCGGGCACCGACGUGCCAGAAUGCACUUUGUGCUCACGCCAGAGGUCCACACGCAGAGUGGCAUGCGUUGGAAAGCGCUAGGAGCCCGCACCCUCUCCGGGCGUACGAUCGGUGGGAGCAUUUGAAUGUGUGUCGUGAAUGUGUCGAGUAUUGCCAGGCAAGGCACUUUGAAGGACGACGGGAGGUAUGGAAGCAUCUGCCGUCGCUGUUUGAGAUGGCAAGCUGGGAGGAACUGAAGGAGAGGCAGUACGUAUGA
Molecule: messenger RNA, 1065 nt
Organism: Cyclocybe aegerita
Lineage: Eukaryota; Fungi; Basidiomycota; Agaricomycetes; Agaricales; Hemipholiotaceae
Source: the annotation of a GenBank genome assembly